This is a messenger RNA of Zalophus californianus (California sea lion), 3761 nucleotides long. RefSeq names its product yippee like 1 (gene YPEL1). The transcript is spliced from 5 exons. The coding region runs from base 327 to 686 and encodes 119 amino acids. NCBI's taxonomy places the organism in Eukaryota, Metazoa, Chordata, Mammalia, Carnivora, Otariidae. The record is from RefSeq and is a predicted model, not a curated record.
CCGCGGGGCGGCGGCGGGAGGAUGCCUCGCGCCCUGCCGAGGCGCCAACGGCCGCAGCGCGUCCCGGGCCGCGCCGGCGCCGCCUGAGAGCCGAGCCCGCGCUGACCGGGGCCCGGGCCGGAUGGGCGCUGCGGGCCGGGGCGCGGACCGCCGAGCGGCCGUUGUGACAUUUUUCUCUCAUCCCAGCUGUGUGGACAGUGCCACACGCCCUCCGAACAACAACGGCUCUUGCGUGCAUCUUUCAGUGUCUCUUUUGUCAGAGAGCCCAGCAGAGCCACCAGCCUUCCAGUGCCAGCCCUGAGCUGAGCGAGGAGUGCCCAGCCGAGAUGGUGAAGAUGACAAAAUCCAAAACUUUCCAAGCUUAUCUGCCAAACUGUCACCGAACAUACAGCUGUGUCCACUGCAGAGCCCACCUGGCCAAUCAUGAUGAGCUGAUCUCCAAGUCUUUUCAGGGAAGUCAGGGACGAGCCUACCUCUUCAAUUCUGUGGUGAAUGUGGGCUGCGGCCCUGCGGAGGAGAGGGUCCUUCUCACUGGUCUGCACGCGGUCGCAGACAUCUACUGUGAAAACUGCAAAACCACGCUGGGGUGGAAAUAUGAACAUGCCUUUGAAAGCAGUCAGAAAUAUAAGGAAGGAAAAUUUAUUAUUGAGCUUGCCCACAUGAUCAAAGACAAUGGUUGGGAGUAAAGUGAAAACUUUGUUCUCUUCCGAAUGCUAUUUUGUGAAAGAGACUGUAAGUGUAACGGAGGCAUCCUGGAUGACAGUAUUUCUUGAACUUGAACGUUACGGCGGGCUGGCCUCUCCCGGCCGUUCGGGUGGUAAGGUGUCCCUCCAGCCUUUCUCCUGUUGACGUACAUGGCUGUUUCUGAAAUGUUUCAAUGACCUUUUGCUAACUUCUCAAGUUCUAGAGAAAGAAUUAACCAACUGAUGACUUACCUGUCUAGUUAAUACCUUCUUUUAAGAUAGAGUUUGCCUGUGCUCCUUCAUGUUUCAUAGAAAACCAAACCAAAUUUCCGCAGACCACAGGGUUAGGGGCUUUUCGGGGAGCAAGCUCACGCCCCUCUUUUUUUGAGUGAGGGUACUGUAGGCCACUUUUUUUCUAAUUUGUGAAACUACAGAUGGGUUAUUCCUCUUGCAGAUGAGCUGUUAAGGCAUAGUGCUCAUUUAGGAAUCUUCCAGAAACAGUCAAGAAAUCUAUACACCAAGGGACCUUUUUUUUUUUAAAGCCUUGUUGAGAACUAGAAGACACCACUGAUUACAUUUUAGAUAAGCUAUAAAUAGAGAAAUCUGUCUAAUGGAACAUCUUGUUUAUUUAAGCCAACAGCCUUCUUAUCUAGAAAGCAAGCGUUAGCAAAGACUGUCCCAGAGGGCCGCAGGUGCGCAUGUGCGUAGGGCUGCAGUUCGGCAGGGCUCUGGAAGUGGGGCUUCUGUGGUAGUUGCUGACGGGGCGGUCCACGCAGUUAGAGGUUAACGCACUGGACCGAGUCAAAUCGGAUUUCCUUUUUUAUUCUGUUGUACUUGAAGAAAAAGAAUUACUUUUGCAUAUGAAAGAGGCCAGAACUAGCGGGAUGAACUUCCAAACUUGAAAUUUGGGAGAUUAUUUUAAAAUUUUUUUCAGGAAAGUCAAGUUCCAAAACAGAUUUAAACUUUGUAAAUGAAUAUGGGUCUCCCGUGCCCCACUGGUUCUGUCUCUUGAGCUGACACAGAAGGGACCUGGGCGGGCUUCUACGCCCCGUGUCUCUGCAAUGUAUUUUAAGUUCCGAUCCACCUGUGCCUCUGCAGGGAGAGGGCACAAGGCAGGGUUAUGGCCAGUUUUCAGAGAAUGGAGGCCAAAAAUCAUUCCCAAGUAAGUUUUGGUUUUCAAUAUUCUGACCUGACUCCGGCUGCUGGGCCCGGCCUGCUGCUCCAGGAGUCUGUUGGGGCCUUGCGUGUAGCAUGGCAUGAAACUCCUGAGACCCCGGUGCUGGGGGCAGGAAAAGGGCCCGGCAAGGCAGGGAGAGAGAAGGGCAGUGCACCCUGGCCCGCAGCUCUGAAACCACCUGCAGAGAAGGUCAGCCCAGGGGCGAGUGUGAGCUGGCCAGGGAGGGCGAGAGAAUGGCUUCCAGUCCCUGGGAGGUCCCUUCCCUCCCACCAGCCCUCCCCUGAGCCCAGAGCCCACGGCCCUGGCAGGCACUGGGCUCCCCUGACUGGUUCUGGCACAGCUGCUCCCCUAGAGCUUCCCUUUUGGCACCCUCUUUCUGGCUCAGAGCGAAGCCUUGGGAUGUGGGGAGAUGCGGCGCCCGAGUUAGCGUACGCACGUCUCCAAGUGUCAAGGGCAGAUCUUUGUACAGCUGUGUGAGCUUCUGCGCGUGCAGGUACUCCAGCAGGCUGCUCUUCCCCGAGCUGGCGUCCCCCGCAGAUUUCGGUUGUCCCAGCACAGUCCCCUUGUGUCUAAGUUCACGUUCAGCUGUACGGCCUUCAGGCGCCCGGGCCCGCACACGCGCGGCGCACUCGCUGCCAUGCUCCGAAAUCCGAAGACGCUUCGCCCUCAAGCUGGCCACGUGCAGCGUGGACAUCUGCGGCUUCGGUCCUUAGCGGCCACUUUGAAAGGACAGAAAGGCCCCUUCAUUGAGGAGUGAGUACUCAUCAUUGAAAACAUCGCCUAAACUGACGUUUCUCUUCUCGCCUUGGUUCCUCCGUGAGCCUCCGUGCUGCGCCCGAGGCCCGGAGAGGAUGAGGGCCGGGGGGUCCCGGGAGCGCUGAGGGCAGGGCUCCCGAGCGCUUCCCAAGCUCUUCACUUAAACUGAAGAAUCUUCUCGAAUUCUUCUGACCGAGUUUUGUGUAUACUAAACCUAUAUUUAAAGCUUUUGUAUGUUCUGGGCAAGUUUACUGCUCCUUCGAUUUGAGCACUUUGGUUUUUGUAUUGUCUUUUGUGAUGGCAUUGAAACAUUUUUACUAGUGGUCUUAGGCCUUACUUUGUAUAUUUUUUUUUUGUAAUCGAUACCAACGAAAACGCUUACCACCUUUUUUGUUGGUCUUCUGAGAAAUCCAAGCUCCUUUCGAAACCAAAUGAAUGGACUGUGAGCUGGCUUCAGGGAAGGACAUUCACGAGACCACAACCAGAUGUGCUGGUGAAGUGUUGGAAUGUUCCACCCUCUUAAAUUCCUAAACAGUAAAUAUCAUCCUGUGACUUUUAUUUAAAUUAUUUAAAAUAUUUUUUUCCUUAAAGAAUGGGAGGUGAUGCCAGGAUCAUAAAUGCAUUUAACUUAAACUAUGUAGUGUUCUCUGGCACAGCACAUCUGCUUUAGAAGUGUGGUUUAGUUUUGUUGCCAUUUUAUAUAUACAUAUAUAUAGUAUUUUUGUACCUAAUGCUUAUUCUUGAUGGCAUCUGUCAGAUAUUAGGCAAGAUCAGACAUGGGAAUUUUUCCAAAAGCCCUUUAAUUUACCUGAGGACCUCACCAGGUACUUAUAAAAAAUCCAAGUGGUUUUAAUAUCUAGAAAACUAAUUUAAGUUCCAAAACGACCUACAGCAAUGUAAACCCUCCUUUGUGAAAGGCUCUUGGGUGCACCUGCAGCCCAGGGUGGCCUGGCCGUCAUGCCUUGGGCCAGGUUGGUGUGGUCGCUGGGCACAGCUGGAAGGACGGACAGAUGGACAGCAGCCAGAAGGUUUGCCCCUUGGAGCAGGACUGCCACGCUCACAUGCACAAGCCUCCUUCAGCCUCCAUGUCCAGCCCUCUGUCCUCUGUGUCUUUGUGAGGUUGAAAAAUAAAGCUUCCACUGUCA